Messenger RNA from Sclerotinia trifoliorum, 719 nucleotides. Lineage: Eukaryota; Fungi; Ascomycota; Leotiomycetes; Helotiales; Sclerotiniaceae. The record is from the annotation of a GenBank genome assembly.
CUGAUAGAUCCAUUUUUUUCGAGUAGAUCCAAUAUUUGUUGAAAUGAAGCGCAACACAACGAAACCCUGUUGUUCACCCUGUCCCGUACUUUUGCAUUUUCUUGAUCUCCGAUUAGGAUCUCAAUUUCAUUGUCGGGAAACUUGCUAACUUGCUUAGAUACUGCACUAGAGUGCUUCUCAAUGGACUCCAAAAUCAUUGGUAUAGGGCUUGAAGUCGAUAUCUGGGCGGCAGGGGUAGUCCUGUUUGAGUGCUUGAAAGAGUACCCGCCCUUCAGUGCUAAUGAGGAGAAUGGCCAGAAGGGAAUUGAUACAAUAAAGCGGAGGAUCACGGAGUAUAGAUUUAUGGAACCACCUCCAGUAGAUGUACCGGAGGUGAGCCCAGAGGCGGAAGAUUUAAUCAUGGGGAUGUUGAAAUUCGACUUUAACGAAAGUUGGACAGCCGAGCAGUGUCUUCAACACCCUUGGAUUACCGACCACCCGCUAUCAUGAAUAUAAUGAAAUCCUGCUAUGGUUGGAGUUUGGAGACGGACGAAUUUAGUGUGCAUUUGAUUUUAAACUUGAUACGACUGUCGAUCAAUUCUGUUUCUGGAUGUUGCCGGAGUUUAGGGAUUUGUAGGAUACAAAGCGAUUAUGGUAUGGCAAAUAGCCAACAGGGCGUAUUAUUUAGGUUCUGAGGUUAUGAGCUCUGUUAAAUCUUAUUGGAUUCUUGCAAUGAUGUG